ACGGACCUAAUGAAAGGGUCAGCAUACCCUGAGUCAACGACUCAACCCCACUCUCGGGGAAGAGAUUUAUCAGUUCAAGUGCCGGAGAGACUUUCUUUGAAGUACCUUCAUGCACUCUGUAAAUUCAGCUUCCAUAGCGUCAAAAACACGUACAGCACCGUUGUCAUCGGGAAUGGAUGCUCCACUGGAUCCGCAUGAGAAUCGUGUUCGGCUCGCAAACGGCGACGUCACCAGACUUUCUGGAAGUAAGACUGAAUUGUACGAUUGGAUCCACACGAUUUACCCUGUGCCGUUAUACCUUCCCCCCACUAUCGAACUUCUUUUGAUCCUCUCCGUAUUGAAAUGGACACCGAACCCACGUCUAUAGCAGAACGGUGGUUCCAGUCGUUUUCGGAAGCUAUACGGUCCCAAGACGCCAACGCUGUCUCUUCUUGCCUCUUCUCAGAUGGAUACUGGCGCGACCUUCUUACUCUGUCGUGGGAUAUUCGCACCUUGCAUACUGCUUCGACUAUCAAGACGUUCUUGGAAACAGACAGUCGCCUACAGAGCUCCGGGCUGCGUGAGUUGAAACUUGAGGGUGACCCGGUCCUUGUAGAGGCCAAGCCUGGAUUUACUUGGAUACAAUGUUUAUUCACGUUUGAAACCGACGUCGCCCGAGGACGAGGAUUCUUCCGGUUGAUGCAGGACAGUCAUGACAGUCUUUGGAAAGCAAAAACGCUUUACACCGGAAUCGAAGAACUGAAGGGACAUGAAGAGAGGCAGGGGAAGACGCGACCUUCCAGUGUCAAUUAUACCAACCACACGAACCGUAUUGACGACGAAGGGCCAGUAGUACUGAUAGUCGGAGUGGGACAAUCCGGUCUAUCCCUUGGCGCACGACUUCAACAACUCAACAUCAACACAGUCCUCAUCGACAAGAAUGAUAGAGUUGGUGAUAAUUGGCGAAAGCGGUACAAGUCUCUUGUUUUGCACGAUCCCGUUUGGUUCGACCACCUCCCUUAUGUCCCUUUCCCCGACCACUGGCCCAUAUUCUCACCCAAAGACAAGCUUGCAGACUGGUUCGAAGCAUACGCCAUCAUCAUGAAUUUGAACAUCUGGACGCGGAGCUCAAUCAAAUCCGCCACAUAUGAUGAGGUCUCUCACACCUGGACAGUGACGAUAUCCCGCAUGGGCCAUCCCGACCAGGUCAUCAAACCGAAAUUCAUCGUCCUUGCAACGGGAGUCAGCGGAGAGCCAAAUAUCCCCACGUUCAAAGACCAAAGUGUGUUCAAAGGUCCUGUUUAUCAUUCUAGCCAGUUCAAGUCUGGAGAAGGAUUCAAAGAUAAGAAGGCUAUUGUCGUCGGGUGUUGCAAUAGCGGCCACGAUAUUGCUCAGACCUUGUAUGAACAUGGUGCAGACGUCACGAUCGUACAGAGAUCCAGCACCUACGUUAUAUCCUCCACCGGUGUCGGAUGCUUACUUGGCCCUUUGUAUGGGGAAGACACGCCGCCAACAGAAGAUGCCGAUAUCAUUAACUUCUCGCUUCCUGUUCUCAUGUAUAACAACUUGCACAAGCAUGCAACCGAGCAAAUAGCUGAACUAGAUCGCGAUUUGUUGGAAGGAUUGCGGAAAGCUGGGUUCAAGCUUAACACUGGUAUAAACGAUGCGGGAUUGAUGAUGACAUACCUGUCCAAGGGAGGGGGGUACUACAUCGACGUUGGCGCAUCGAAACUCAUCGCUGAGAAGAAGAUCAAAAUCAAGCAGGGUCACGAAAUCAGCCAUUUUACUGAAAACACUCUUGUCUUCGACGAUAGGACGGCAAUCGAAGCGGAUAUCGUGAUUUUAGCCACGGGAUACCAGAAUAUGAAGACCACGGCCAUCAGGAUCCUCGGAUCCGAAGCAGAACGCAUCAGCGAAGUGUGGGGCCUUGAUACCGAGGGAGAACUCAAGGGUAUCGCGAAACCUUCUGGGCAUCCUGGCAUAUACACCUUCGGAGGAAACCUUGCUCAGGCUAGGUUCAUGAGUAAGCGGCUCGCGUUGAGAAUCAAAGCGCAGAUGGAAGGCCUCGCCCCGUUUUGAUAUUGAUAACGAAGUAUAUAUCUUUGGUCGAAAUUCUACUUCGAAAGCCUUAGCAUGUCUAAAUUAAAGUUCA
Messenger RNA from Desarmillaria tabescens, 2131 nucleotides. Its product is annotated as putative dimethylaniline monooxygenase (N-oxide-forming). Lineage: Eukaryota; Fungi; Basidiomycota; Agaricomycetes; Agaricales; Physalacriaceae. Gene Ontology annotation, molecular function: N,N-dimethylaniline monooxygenase activity; NADP binding; flavin adenine dinucleotide binding. The record is from RefSeq and is a predicted model, not a curated record. The coding region runs from base 343 to 2058 and encodes 571 amino acids. The transcript has 18 exons.